UUUAUGAAUCAGGGAAUCCAGAUAGUCAGAGACCCCAACGCCCUGCUUCUGUUUCUCUAACAAACCCAUCAGAAAUGGAAACCCAGAAGGAUCCAAAACCCAGAGUUGUUUGCUGCAUUGGCGACGUCCAUGGCUACUUCACCAAGCUCCAAAACCUCUGGUCCAAUCUCGAGACCCAAAUCGGCCCCUCCGAUUUCGAGGCCGCCUUGAUCAUCUUUAUGGGAGAUUACUGCGACCGAGGCCCCAACACUCGUGAAGUCAUCGAUUUCCUCGUCCAUCUUCCCUCCAAAUACCCCAAACAGUCCCACGUUUUCCUUUGCGGCAACCACGACCUGGCCUUCGCGGCCUUCGUCGGCGUCCUGCCGCCGCCGCCCGACCCGUCGGAGACGUGGAAAGAGUACGCGGCGAGUGAGGAUAGAGAAGGGUGGUACAAGGGUGAUGGCUAUGAGAAUAUGCAUCUGCAAGGUAGGAGGUGGGCUGGGUCGAUUAAGGUUAGAUUCAAUACCGUGAAGGGGACUGAGUACAAGGGUUCGAUCUACGAUGCUGGGCCGACGUUUGAAUCGUACGGUGUUCCACACGGUUCUGCUGAUCUGAUGAAGGCAGUCCCUGAUGAACACAAGAAGUUUCUAGCUGAUCUAGUUUGGGUCCAUGAAGAGGAUGAUGUCUGUAUAGAAACUGAGGAAGGAGUCAAACACAACAAGCUGAUUGCUGUACAUGCUGGCUUGGAGAGAGGCAAAGGGGUCAAAGAGCAGCUACAGUUUUUGAAAGCCCGGGACACCAGGGUGCCUAAGGUGGAGGCGCUUAGUGGCAGGAAAAAUGUAUGGGAUAUUCCAAAGGAACUGACCGAGUAUCCGACCAUUCUGGUAAGCGGUCACCAUGGAAAGCUUUACAUUGAAGGUCUUAGACUGAUUAUCGACGAAGGUGGUGGAUUUGAGAAUAAUCCGGUGGCUGCAGUUGUGCUUCCCUCCAUGAAAAUUGUUCGAGAUACCGAUGUUUUGGGGAAAUAGUAUAUUCUCAGUGAUGCAUUCACAAAAUCCUUUUUCAAUUUCGCUGAGCGACAUAAUCCAGUUUUUAGAGGAUGUAAUUUGUGCAUAGAGCACAUUACUUGUCAGCAGAAAAAGGUGAACAAUGUGAGUCUAGAUGUAUACUGGCUGCUUAAUUUUGGUAGUAUUAUGUUCAUCACUAGUUCUUGUAUCUGUUGCUGCUGUUGUUUCUUUCCAAGGAUGCAGUUAUUGAAAAUGAAUAAUGUAAGCAAAAUGUGGUAUAAUAUUUAUUAAUACAGCCGCAUAUGAGCUAAAAAAAUUGACAUUUAUCAAGAA
Diospyros lotus (date-plum) is the source of this 1319-nucleotide messenger RNA. Its product is annotated as tyrosine-protein phosphatase RLPH2-like. The coding region runs from base 75 to 1007 and encodes 310 amino acids. The transcript is spliced from 4 exons. Lineage: Eukaryota; Viridiplantae; Streptophyta; Magnoliopsida; Ericales; Ebenaceae. The record is from RefSeq and is a predicted model, not a curated record. Gene Ontology annotation, molecular function: hydrolase activity.